UUCAGGUUGCGGGCAGCAUCAGUAGCAUCAGUAGCACCACUAACAUAUCCAGAAUCACCAUGAAGCUGUACGUUUGCGUUUCGCUGGCCCUUUUGGCCAUUGCAGCCCCAGUUCCCUCGGACGCCCUGUUGGGCGCCAAGUUGGCCCUGCUGAAGGCCAUUGGUGGUGGUCUGGGUGGCGGCAGCUCCACCGGCAGUGGUGGUGGCUACGGAGGCAGCGGCUAUGGCAGCGGUGGAUACUCUGGAGGCUACAAUCAGGGAUACUACAGCCAGCCCAGCCGCCCGGUCUACAGUUCCGGAUACGGCAGCUCCUCCUCAUCGUCCUCCGCCGCGAGCAGCGGAUAUGGCGGUGGUUACAGCGGUGGCUAUGGAGGUGGUUAUGGAGGUGGUUAUGGCGGUGGCGAGCAGGUCAUCAAGGUCAUCAAGGUGGUGGAGCAGCCCUCUUACGAUUAUGGACGUUCGGCCGGCUAUGGUGGCAACUAUGGAGGAUACUCGUCUAGCGCAUCUUCAAGUGCUUCUUCCAGUGCCAGUUCCAGCUCCUACUCCGCUCCUGCUCCCGCUGUGACUUACUCCGCUCCUGCUCCAGCUGUGACUUACUCCGCUCCUGCUCCCGCUGUGACUUACUCCGCUCCUGCUCCCGCAGUGACCUACUCCGCUCCUGCUCCUGUGGUGCGUGUUCAGGCUGCUCCUGCAGUGACCUACUCCGCCCCAGCUCCCGCUGUGACCUACUCCGCUCCUGCUCCUUCGGUGACCUACUCCGCUCCUGCUCCCGCAGUGACCUACUCCGCUCCUGCUCCCGUGGUGCGCGUCCAGGCUGCUCCUGCAGUGAGCUACUCAGCCCCAGCUCCCGCUGUGACCUACUCCGCCCCAGCUCCCGCUGUGACCUACUCCGCUCCAGCUCCGGCUCCAGUGGUGCGUUACGCGGCCCCAGCACCGGCGCCCAUCAGCUAUGCACCCGCUCCUGUUUCCUACGCCCCUCAGCCACAGAGCCAGCAGGUGGUGAAGACCAUCAAGCUGAUUGUGGAUGAGGAUCGUGCUCCAGCCCAGGUGUACGGCCCACCCGCCGUGGACUCCAGCUACUCCAGCGCCUCCUCCUCCGCUUCCGCUUCCGCCGGAGGCUACAGUGGUGGCUACAACGGUGGCUACAAUGGUGGUUACAAUGGUGGUUACAACGGUGGCUACAAUGGUGGCUAUAACGGUGGCUACAAUGGUGGUUCCUCUGGCGGUUUCGGUGGCGGCUGGAAGAGUGGCGGCAUCCUCGAGAAGCUGGUCGGCUGCUAGGCCCUGGAAACUUGAAGCCAAUGGCUUUCAGGGUUUCAAAAAUCCAAAUCCUAACCUAACCGUACUCAACUAUUUUUUUUCUAGUUCUAAAACGAAUAAUUGUAUUUUUUUGUUCGAUCGAUGUGUACAUAAAAUAAAUCAAUA
Drosophila suzukii is the source of this 1424-nucleotide messenger RNA. Its product is annotated as pro-resilin. Gene Ontology annotation, molecular function: transcription coactivator activity. Gene Ontology annotation, cellular component: RNA polymerase II transcription regulator complex. The record is from RefSeq and is a predicted model, not a curated record. Gene Ontology annotation, biological process: positive regulation of transcription by RNA polymerase II. Lineage: Eukaryota; Metazoa; Arthropoda; Insecta; Diptera; Drosophilidae.